This is a messenger RNA of Penaeus indicus, 5946 nucleotides long. RefSeq lists its product as uncharacterized. Bases 519 to 5117 code for a protein of 1532 amino acids. NCBI's taxonomy places the organism in Eukaryota, Metazoa, Arthropoda, Malacostraca, Decapoda, Penaeidae. The transcript has 20 exons. Gene Ontology annotation, molecular function: protein binding; G protein-coupled peptide receptor activity; protein-hormone receptor activity. The record is from RefSeq and is a predicted model, not a curated record. Gene Ontology annotation, biological process: activation of adenylate cyclase activity; hormone-mediated signaling pathway; adenylate cyclase-activating G protein-coupled receptor signaling pathway. Gene Ontology annotation, cellular component: plasma membrane.
GACGCGCGUAGGAGCAAGGUAGCGCUGGCUUGUUGUGUUGGUUGAACUGACAGUGAGAAAAAUCGCUUGCGUAUUUUUUUGCGAAUUUACAAUUGUUCGAAAGAAAAGUAAAAGGAAAAUCAUUAGACUAUGUGGUAUAAUCGAACAUCUUUGACGUGUUAACAAACUCAAAAAGUUUAUUUCUUGCAGCAAGUUUGCCCAAAGAAGAUCAAAAGUAGGAAGAAUAAUAAUAAGAAACUAAUACUGCAUAUAAUGAACACAUCAAUAAUGCAAACUAGGAUUAAGAAAGAAAAAGCCACAUAAAAACAAUGUUAAUAGCAACGUGCGGGAUCUUUGUAGGUAGCGCUCAUAUGUGCGUCACAGACUGGCUGCAGGUUUCAUCGACAGCUUGAACAUUUCAAUAUAAAGAAGAGGAAAAAGGUCAUCAAUAUCCUAAGGCAGUGAAAAAAUGAGAAUGAAACGUGCAAUUCCUUUAAUUGUCUCUCAGGAAGGAGGAACGAACAUGUAAGAUGUGAACCAUGAGGGAUCCCCUGCCUGCCUUCCUUCCUUCUCCGUCGACGAACCUGAGACACGCGCGUGACACGACGCUUCUCUACUUCUCCCUCUUCCUCCUCUUCUGUGUCCCUGCUUCCCCUGCUUCCUAUGGAGGCAGGGAGCAGGGGAAGACAUGGGGCACGGUGCGGUCCGUCGUACAUCAUCCUACACAAGCCUUUGGUCCUUCGGCUGGCGAGAGAAGACCUGCAGCUCCCUCCGUCGGCGACAGUGUAUAUAUAGGUCCCCCGGAGGCCGGCGAUGGCUCCCUUUGGGCAAACACGAACCGGAAUCCGCCAGCAACAUCCAGAGAGCAAGAUCGGCUCGCUCGGUUUUCCCGAGGUCAUCGUAUUUCCCAGACUAAAGAUUCUGAGCACGUGGGAGAGAAGGAUGCUCAGGACUCGGGGGUGGUUCGACACGACUACUCCAUUAGGACCUCGGAAGAAGGAGGGCGAGAUCAAGCCCAAAGGAGCGCGAGGAAAGAUCCCCUCGAGAGCUCUGGGAGACAGGAAGCUCCCUCUGCAGGGCUUAAGGGCAGGAGCAAGGAUAAUCGACCCAAGAUAGAGGAAGGAGGAUUCGCCAGAGACAGCGAACACGCUGAUGCUCCCCACAGUAUCGACUUUCAAUUAUCUCAAACUCCUAAAACAGAGUUAGUCAACAGGCCCGGCUCCUUUCACCAGGAUUCGCUAAGGCCGUUGGAUACCACAGACACUCGAGUUCUCGGCGUGCCAGACCAGCCGACGUUGCUGCCAGGAGGGCCGGAGCUGUGGCACCCUCCACCCCUGAACCACGCGGAUGUCUUCCCUCCCCUUCCGGGCUAUAAUGAGUUUGGAGCCCCCUGGAGCGGCACAAUGGAGGAUUGGGGGCCUCAUAAGCCGCUCCUCGGGCAGGGAGGUGUUAUGGAAGAAGAGGAGGAUGAGCUAGACAGCAUCCUUUUCCACUGGCCCUUAGGGGGCAGCCAAGUGGCGCCCAACAUCGUCCCCGGGAUGAGCAGUGAAUCCGGCUGUGGAUGCUGGGACACGGAUUCCAAAGAGCGGGAAGUGGAGUGCAGCUGCUGGGGCCCUUCUCUGGUGGAGGUCCCAUCCAACCUCUCCUCGGCCGUUAAUAUCAUCGCCGUGACCAAUGCCGGCGUGGAGAUCCUACGGAACGAUUCCUUUAUUCGCUAUCGCUCAACACUGCAAGAAAUAGUCCUAGAAGACCUACAGAACCUUCACACAAUUGAGGCCGGCGUCUUCAGGGGCCUGCCUCGCCUGCAGACCAUCUACAUCCACUCCGCCCCGGCGCUGCUGACGAUGCCCAACUUCACCUUCACGCAGGAGAACGCGAAGCUGCUCAGCUUGCGGAUUACAAGAUCUGGACUGCAAAAAAUUCCUGUUAUGAAAUUCGCUGGACGAGAAAACAUCCUUAACAUAAUUGACCUGGAGAGCAACCGCAUCUCAAAGGUCAUCAAGAGAAGCCUUGAAGUUCGCGUUGAACAGCUUUUACUUAAUUACAAUAACAUCGAGAGUGUGGAGGAGGAAGCCUUCUCUGGAUCGGCCAUUGGAAGACUGAGCUUCAAGGGCAACACCCACCUGACCUACAUCCACCCAAAUGCUUUCAGCGGCAUUGAGAGUCUGCAAACCCUAGACCUUUCAGAGACGUCGAUCACUUCGUUGCCCACCUACGGCCUCAAAGGGUUGGAAGUCUUGCGCCUGGAGAACACCCCGACUCUGAAGGUGUUCCCGUCUGUAUACUCCUUCAGAACAAUCCAGGAAGCCCAUCUCACUUACCCCUAUCACUGCUGCGCCUUCCAGUUCCCGGAGACACACGACCGAGAACAAUAUAUCAGGCACCAGGAGUUCAUUAGAAAACAAGAAGAGGAGUUAUGCUCGGAUGUGACGUCACCCAGCAAUCCCGUUCUCUCCCCGAACAUCCGAGUCAGACGCCGGCGCCGCCAUCUUGUCACACCCACCAUAUCUACGCCGGACCCUCAGAGACUUAAUGAAAGGCAGAACGAGAAAGAAAUGAAAGCCAAACAAAGAGUUAAUCUCGCUCUCCCUUCUGAAAUUAUCUCCAGCCCUCCGAAAAGGAUUCACACUGCUGGGAGGAUCCAUCGACGUCAGGAUUCUCAGGACUUAAGUAAAUAUAGGGAUCCCGCGCUGUCGAGAACGGUGCUCUCCCCACGAACACGCCAUUAUGAGCACCGAACACGUCUUGCGAAAGAGAACUCGCGAGACGCAGACGAGAUGCAGCCCCACACAACCGUCCUAGGGUAUCCCUCGGAUGUCGUCACUCACGUCGUGGGAGGGCAGGACCCGAGGGCUCGAUCUCGUCGCAGGGACGGCACGAGGAUGCAUCCAUUGCUCGACAGGUCUUCGGAAUCCGGAAUUCACUCGCCGGAUUCCCGAUUCCUCGCGGAAGCCGACAAGAUCAAGAUGCAGGACGACGGACUGAAACCAAGUGCCUUGGACGAGAUCAUCCCGUCGCCGGACAAGAGAUUCGGAAAGGAGGAAUUCCCGGACAACGGAGACGACGUGGCAGAUAAAGAGAGCUUUGUGGGCAGGAUACCCGUGGCAGGGAAUGGCUACCCGAGCUCCUUCCUUGGGUUCGGCUCCUUUAACCACUCCUCCGACAGAUACCCGACAGACGCCUCCAAGAGCAACGAGUCCGCCCCGAGCGGCCGAUGGGGCGGUCAUCAGGGCUGGGCGAGAGGCCCUCUUCCGCCCCUGGACUCCGGCGACGAUAACACCUACGGCCUCUACAUUCCUCACGACGGCGGCCACGCCCUAGGCUUCCCCGAAGCCACAGACGGCGAGGGGUUUCACGACGCCACGGGAGGUGGCUUCCGCCUCUUCGACGAGACUGACGACGAGCCUCUCGUUCCGCUGCAGCAUGACAACAGCUGGCAUCCCAUACAGGCACCGCUCAACAACACCACGAUCAUCGUCCUUUGCGGAAACAUCUCCAAGAACUACCACGACGUGCUGUGCAUCCCGGCGCCGGACGCCUUCAACCCCUGCGAGGACAUCAUGGGCAACCUGGCGCUGCGGGUCGCCGUGUGGUUCGUGGUGGUCACGGCCGUCGUGGGCAACCUGGCGGUCAUGCUCGUGCUCGUGUCGUCCAAGUUCAGAAUGACUGUCAGUAAGUUCCUGAUGGUGAACCUGGCCAUCGCCGACCUGUGCAUGGGCGUCUACCUGCUCAUCAUCGCUGCCAUGGACCUGCACACCAUCGGCGUCUACUUCAACUACGCCAUCGACUGGCAGAACGGUCCCGGUUGCAAGGUCGCCGGCUUCCUGACGGUGUUCGCCUCUGAGCUCUCCAUCUUUACGCUGACGGUGAUCACGUCGGAGCGCUGGUAUGCCAUCACGUACGCCAUCCAUCUGAACAAGCGCCUCAAACUUUCCAUGGCGGCCAAGAUCAUGGUCCUCGGGUGGAUCUACUCCAUCUCCAUGGCGACCCUUCCCCUCGUCGGCAUCUCGGGCUACAGCAAGACGAGUAUCUGUCUGCCGAUGGAGACCGGAGACGCGCUCGCGCUGGCCUACCUUAUAUCCCUCCUGCUGGUGAAUGGCCUGGCCUUCUUUGUCAUCACUGCUUGCUACGCCAGCAUGUACUGCUCCAUCAGCAGGCACGAUGCCACGGCCACGCAUUCAGACCUCACCGUGGCCAAGAGAAUGGCGCUCCUCGUAUUCACGGACUUCGCCUGCUGGGCCCCCAUCGCCUUCUUCGGGCUGACAGCGGUCGCCGGCCUGCCCUUGAUCAACGUCACCCGAGCCAAGAUCCUGCUCGUAUUUUUCUAUCCUCUCAACUCCUGCGCCAAUCCUUACCUGUACGCCAUCCUCACAAAGCAGUACCGGAGGGACCUGUUCAUCCUUCUCGCCAGACACGGCUUCUGCACCAAGAGGGCAAUGAGGUAUAAGGGCGCGUAUUCCUCUGUGAACAACACUUUCCCCCACAACACGGUGGUCAACGCGCCUAACCACCGUAAUUCAACUCUGACCCAGAUUACCCUCUGUGACCUGACGCGGACAGCCCGGGCGUCGCAGCAAAGCAACAAUGGAUCUCUUCUUGGGACUAUGGUAGGAGGCUCACAGGACUCCCUUCAGAGGAGUGUGUCGCCUUCCAGAACGCCGACUAAGCCAGAGACAUGCUGCGCCGAGACGGAACGACUGAGCACGGUGCAGGAGAUGAGUCACAGCACCCACAGCGACGACGAAAGUUCCGAUCACGCCCACGCCAACAACGACGGCGGCGAGGACGACGACGGGCCAAGCGGCAUCGUCAAACAGGCCGGCUCGCCGCAUCCUAUCAAGAACUGCUACACCAGACUGCCCUUUACUCCCGAGCAGGAGAAGAUUCUCAAGCAGGCUCUCCACGAAUCAAAAGCUAAGAAGAAGGCGAAAGGAGACGCUCUGAGAGAACACGAGAGUCAGAUUCCCGAAGAAAACGAGAAAUUGAUCAAAGAAAACGGCAUUCUGUGCCAGGAAAUGAAGACUUUCGGUCGAGGGGAAGCUAUUGUAGUCUGUGAAGUCGAAGUCAGGCGCAGUGGCGAAAGAAGUUCAGCAUCAAAUAGAAAUCUAGACGAAAUAGAAGCUACAUCAACAGUGUAAUGGAAUAAUAAGGUGCAUAUAUAAAACUAGCUGUAUGUCUGUUUAUAUAAAUACAUGAUUAUAUAUGUUUGAUUAUGAAUAUGAGUUUCAUAUUGAUAUUUAUGUUAGCAUCAAGUCACACUGCAUAAUUGCAAUGAGCUUUGUAAAGCCAUUUUUGCACCACAAUUAAUUGUGUUUACGCCUGUAGAGGACUUAAGUUCAUUGCAUGUAUGUCCGUUGCAUGUAAUGUGAUGUUUAAGACAAACAAGACCAUUUAACAUUUUUCAGAUAUUUAAUUUUUGUUCAGUAAGAAUUUCGAGAUCCGAAUUUUGAUCCUCAAUGAAGCAUGAGGAACAAGAAUCGGGUUGACAUCUUUACUAUAUAUUUUUCCUUUCCUUCUUUCUUUUCUCUCUCUCCCUUUUUUUUUUUUUCUUUUUUUUUUCUUUCUUUUUUUGCCUGUCGGCUCAACCAAGCACAAAAUUUAAAUAUCUAUUGAGUUGUUUGAGGAGACGAACUACAAUAGAUAUCAAAUUGUCCUGUACAUGGAAUGGGUGUGAUUAUUUUUAUAUUUUCAUAAUCGUAUGUGCAUUUGUAGUAUAUAUAAUAGGAUAACAAUUAUUAAGAGAGAAAAUCGCAUUACAGGACUCAGUAACCACAUAUAUAUAAAUAUACCUUAAGUGUCAUUAACGUAUAUGUAAAUAGGUGAUUCUCGCUUCUCCGUCCCGGUUAUGUUUUUAUUGUGUUGCUGCCCAGCUUUAUGUGUUUGUAAAUAUGAAAUUCCAUAUUACAGUAAUUUACGACAGCCAUUUGUUGUAUUUUCACAUGAAUAAACUAGUCAUUAGUGCUUAAA